Messenger RNA from Chironomus riparius, 7095 nucleotides. Lineage: Eukaryota; Metazoa; Arthropoda; Insecta; Diptera; Chironomidae. The record is from the annotation of a GenBank genome assembly.
AGGAUAUUUCCAUUUAUAAAAAAAAUCAGAAAUUUAUUAAUUUAAAUUCAUUUUUUAAGUGUUCAAAUAAUUAAAGUGAUAUAUUCUUAAAUAUAACAGUAAAGUGAAAUCGACAUUUAGGAUUUAAAUUGCGAUGUGAAAAAAGUGAAGAAGAAAAAGUUGAAAAAAGCAAAUGGAUGAUUCGAAAUAAAAAAAAAUGUAUAAAAAAAUGAUGAAAAAAAUCCAUAAGUCUCAUAGUGUGAUAGCAAGUUACAGCAAAUCAACCAUUUGUGUGUAAUAAAUAAUAAAGUUGUGUUAAAAGUUCAUUCGGUGAAAUUAGUGAAAGAAUUUAAAUUCCUUCAGGAUAAAAACUUAGUCAAAUUUUUUUUGUAAUAAAUUCUACACCUUUAAAAAAUAUAUAAGAGGAGUAAUAAAGAGAAAGAGAACGAGAACGAGAGAAGACACAGAAAAAAUGGAGCAACAACAAUGUCCGAUUUGUAUGCUUUAUUUAUUGCCCGGAAUGUGUCUACAAGAUCAUUUAGAUACCCAUCCGAAGGAUAUGAUAAUCAAGGCUCUACUCUCAGUUAAGACAGAACCACCUAAACAACAAACGCCUGUGAGUAAUUCUAAUGAAAUGGCUGCGACAACAGUUUAUCUCACAACACCAUUUAAUUCAUCACAAACCCACAUAUAUCAACAACAAAAUCAGCAGCAGCAACAACAACAACAAAAUCAGACACCUAUUCAAAAUAGUAAUUUCGCUCUUGCAAAAAGAAAUACUGGCAAUAAUGCAGUUCUUCUUGGUAAUCGUCCAUAUCGAUUAACACUCGAUACGCAGCAAGCAGCAGCCAACAUUUCUCCGCCAACAACCACGACCUUCCUCAAUGCAACAGCUGUAACACCCAAUCAUAGUUACGGAAGACGAGUGACAAAUGAAAAUGAUUUAUUUGCUAGUGAUAAUAACAAAACGGCAUUUCGGUGUAUCCAACAAAAUACAGAGCAGAAAAAUAUUAUGAUUGUAAAUACGAGUAGCACACAAUUUUCCAUUCAACAAACAGUUCCUGUCAAAAAACAGCAGCAGCAGCAACAGCAUGGACAAACAUCAACUGCCAUAGAACUACAUCCCGUCAUCAUGGACAAUUCCACAUUAUCAAAUUCAGUUCCAAAUGCAAUAUCAAUAAUUCCACGCUACACAAGCGAGAAAUAUUCUGGACCACCACCUUCAUACGAAUCUUCAGUCACCAAUACAAUAAAUGAUAAGCCACGAGUCAUUGAUCUCACACAAACACCCACAAAUACAGCAAUGAAAAUGAUGGAGAAACAAUGUAUUGUCGGCAACGGCAACAACAAUAACAACAAUAACAAACUGACGACCUUGAGCAGCAACGGCGCAGAUGAGAAUCGUCACUUAAUGUUAACGUCGGCACCACAAAAAAUUCUUGAAUACACACAAACGGAAAAUGGCGAUUAUAUGAUAACCGAAAAACUCCUAUCGACUACCCAUCACCACAAUCAGCAUCAUCAGAAUCAGCAUCAACAAUCCACAAACUCCCACAAUAUGUCACAUGAAGAGGAAAUCAUAGAAGAAAUUCAUGAUUCAGACGAUAAUAGCUAUAAUGUAAAGUACGUCGAGAUUAAUGAACCGCUAACAUUUAAUUUAUCAUCGAGUGAUAACAACAGUGGGAAAUAUCAUCAGGAAGAACAUUAUACAGUAAUUGAAGAAUCGGAAGUGGAGCAAAUUAAUAGUUUCAAUGAAUCUCAAGGAUCAAGUUCAAAUAUUGAAAGUCAUGCACCUAGAAAAUCUGGUGUUAAAGUCAUUAGCAAUGUUAAGUUGACAUCAGCUGAAAUGCUUUCACCGACUAUAAAAGAUAUCAUUAAACAAUAUAAUAAUAAUAAUGCAAGCAGUACUAGUAAAAAUAAUAAUAAUAAUAAUAAUAGUAAUAAUAAUAAAACACAGACUGAAAAAGAAAUGCAAAUUGAACAACCGGUUGUGGACAUUGUUCAUACUGAAAUCACUGACACAGAGGAUGAUGACGACUAUGAUGUUGAAAUGAAAGAAGAUAUGAAUAAAAAUGAUACAAAGGCUUUAAUUCAAUGCACUGAGACGUUGAAUCUUAGCAGCAAUGAUAAGGAAGAGGCUUCAAGUUCUAGUUCUAGCGCAUGCACGACAAGUGUAAUAAGGAAAACAGCAACAACGAUAAGUUUAGACGCUAUUCCAUCGACAUCAAAAGCCCAAGAUGAAAGUAAGGAGCAAAAGCUCAAGAAUGAGCCCGAGCCUAGCACAUCGAGUGAGAGCUUGCGGAAAUCUUCUUCUACUAAUGUUGUGUUCAAUUCUACAAAUAGACUGAAGCAAAAAGAAAUUUAUAAGCAACCAAAAAAGUUAGUGGUAAAGUUAAAGAAACCUCUUCAGGAAGGUGGCGAAUGUACGUCAUCGAUAUCGAGUGUCACCAUUCAAACUGUUGCUGCAAAUGCUGAUAACAAAGACACCACACAAAUUAAGAAUGAAAAUAUGGAACGUGAAACAAUUACAACAACUCAGUUACACGAUCAUGAUGACGAAAAUGUCGAUAUACAGAAACAUAGUGCAAUGACCGAACGUGACUCGACAGUGUUUAAGGUUGAGAGCAAUGAACAAUUCACAGUAACAUUUCUUGAUCAGCACGAUUAUGAGCCAAUAAAAAAGAUUACAGUAACACCUGAAAUUCAUCAUGACUCGGAGACAAAUCAAUCUGUAAUGAGUAUGGAACUUGAGCCUGAAACAACGAGCGUCGCUGUGAAAAGAGAACAAACUGAUAAUGAAUUGCCGAUUAUUGUAAAGACCGAAAUGAGUUCAUGCAGUGCAUCCUCAAUGGCAUCAAACAGUCAGAGCAGUUCGUGCUCACGAAGUCCCGCAAGAAUAAAUAUAGAAAAUGUCUCUUCAAUUAACAUCAAUGAGAGUUCACCAAUCAACUUUUUAUAUCAAAAUGAUCGUGUCCGAUUUUCACCUCCGCUAUCUCCAUACGUCUAUAUGAAAACAUUUUCGACAAGCGAAGAUCAACCGAAGCAAGAGACAGAUGCGUCAUGGAAUAAUAGUAGCAGUGUCGUAACACAAAAUUCCGAUCAGAAUUCAACAUGUUCACGUUAUACGCCAUCGUUUGAUGAUAAUAGAAGUAAUUAUACAGACAUUGAUGUAAAUUUAAAGACGUCAAGAAAUGAUGUUCAUAUUCGUGCGCCAUCAACAGAUAGCUUAAAUAUUCGUACUGAUGAGAAAAUGCCAGCACGUGGUGAAAUUAGCGAACAGGAGAGUAAUGGCGAAAUCGAACAGCCUUGGCAUCAUCCAUACUUCCAACUACAAGCAUACCCAAGUUCAUAUGACAUGAAUACAGCGCAAGAAUGUUGGAACCUUUCAAAAGCCGAUAGCCAAAAUGCAUGCGAUUCCAAUAACAUACAAAAUGUGAUAAUCAAUUUUCCACCAUUGAAUGGCGAAGAAGACAUUAAAGCACCCGAUUUAUUGAAAACAAUUAUGCAAACAGUAGCAAAACAAGAACCAUCAGGUAUUAAUGACGAAGCAAGUGGUAGUAAUAGCAAUUUAAUUGUAAAGAAAAAUCGCUCAUUCCGUUGUCCUGAAUGCUCGAAAGUCUUUAUGAAAUUGAGAGCGAGAAAUCGUCACAUGGAGCAAGAACAUCCAAACUUUAGACGAGUGAAAAAGAUUAAACCAGCACCGACUGCAACACAAACAAGCAAAUCAGAACCGACUGUUUUUCCAACAUCCUCGUCUUCGGCACUUGUCAAUUGGAAUGCAACAUCGACAACACAGGAGCAAGAAGUGAAAGUAUUGAGUAUCAUUAAACAUGAACCAUCAACGUCAGCUGCUGUUCUUGUGAAAAAUGAGAUGAAUAGAAUGCUUAUUAGUACAACAGGCUCAAUAAAGAUGGAAAUGGAUCGUUUAUUAUUGGAGCCUUCGACAUCCUCAACUACGCAACAAAUGUCAACAUUAGGAUUAAAAAUUAAGAGAACUUAUAUGUGCGCAAAGUGCAAUGAACAAUUCCGUACACUCAAGCUACUUGAUAAGCACUUUCAAAUUCAUCCUGCUGAAUGUACAUUGUGUCAAAAGACUUUCAAUAGCUGGAAUACAUUUUCAUUACAUUUGAAGCAUCAUCUUAACAUUCGUGUCCAUGCAUGUCGAUUUUGUCCAAAACGUUUUGUUCAACGUCAAAGGCUUGUAGAGCAUGAGAGAAUCCACACCGGCAGUCUACCCAUCAAAUGUCCUGAUUGUGAUGAACGAUUUAGAAGAUACUCAAAUAUGCUUCAUCAUAGGGCACGAGUACAUUUGAAUAAGAAGGCUAAACAGGAGGAUUAUGUGUGCGAUUGUGGUGAAAUUUUCCAAACAAAAGCUAAAUUAGAGUGGCAUCAAGAGACUCAUGAGAAUAAGCCAAAACCUUGUCCCUACUGUCGUGAACGUUUCACGCAUCGUAAUAGUCUAACCCGUCACAUUCGAUUAUCGCACACGGAAAAGUAUGUCUUUGUCAAAAGCAAAGCAGUUAAUUGUCCGAUUUGUAGCUGCACAUACUUGCCGUCUAGUAUAAAGGCUCACAUGGCUACACAUCAACUAUCAAAUAAAGAAUUUUCAUGUUCGAUUUGCAGUAAACAAUUUAGCACAAAAUGGAAUCUAAAGCAGCAUCAUUGGACUCAUGCAAACCGUAGCUCAAAACCAUUCCAAUGCAAUGUAUGUCCCAGUGCGUUUGUGCGUGAGACCGACUACACAACACAUAUGAAUGCUCACCGAUCAAUUAAACCAUUUACUUGCAAUACUUGCGGUAAAAGAUUCGUUCGUAAAUACAAUUGGUUGCGUCACUCACGUGAACACGAGCGAGAGAAGAAAUUUACAUGCGAUAUAUGCAAUAAGAAAUUUCAUCGGGCUUAUUAUCUCACCGAACAUAAACGUGUCCAUACAGGCGAGCGUCCCUUCUCCUGUACAAUUUGUGGAAAGACAUCAGCAACAAAAACGAAUCAUAAUAAGCACAUCAAGAUUCAUCAUGCUCGAGAUCCAUUGACGGCUGAAGGCUAAAUUAAUCGAUUUUAUGAUAAGUUGAUUCUAAAGAGUUUGUGGCAGAGUUACAUUUGCUUUUUUGAAUUUAUCAUUUUGGAAUGCAUGCGGAAGAAAUUGAAAACUUCACCGAAUGAGAUUUUUCUUCUAAUAGUAGUAAGGAAAAUUUUUUAAGGAUAAAUCGUAAUUGUGAGGAUUUUUCGAUGUCUAAGGUCAGUUUCUCGGUAAACGACUACAAAUACUUUAAGGUAGGUGUUGGUGUUUACCAAAAAAUUUACCUCCGUGCUGUAGCUACAAGUGCUAUGAGGUUGAGUAAUCUUCAGAAAAUUUAGCAGCAACACAAUCGGACAAUCCCACUCAGAAUUUACGAUUAAAAUAAGAAAAUUUUUAAGGAAUGAUAACAUUUUUGCUAGAAAACUUAGAAGUUUAAUCUGAAAGAAUUGCUUUAUUAAGGUAAAAGUACACAACUACACACAAACACGAAUGGAAACAUACACACACACAUACAGACACAUAAAACACAUUUUAUAGAUUACUAAAGAAAAAAAAAACAUUUUUGAGCAAGAAAAAAAUGAGAAUAUAACAAAAUGAAAAUUAUUAGAUUUUUAGAUGAACAACAUCCUAAUAAUGUGCAAUAGAUAGGAUCUAUGAUUAAUUGUAUAAUUUAUAUUUCGAUAAGUUAUGAGCGUAGGAUUUUUUUUAAAAGAACGGUUUAUAAUUUUAUUUCCACUGUUUCAUGUUGUUUAUAUUAUGCAGCAUGCUGGAUGAAACUGUCUUCGUUUAAAUUAUCGUCUUUAUUUUUUUCUCACGGAAGAAAAAUGUUUAAAUAAAUUAAAUCAAGGAAUAAUUGUUGGCUAGAAUGAAUUAUUUAAUUAAUUUACAAUGAAAAAAAAAAGAUUGCAAAUAAUAAAUUCCUAUCCUGAGUAGAGAUUUUUGAGAGAACUUACAUUCUAAGUUGUAAAUAUUGGUAAAGAGAAAAUCUUGCUUGAGUAUGAGAUCGACGGAUAAAUAGAUCAUAUUGUCAUAACUUGAAGUCUAAGUAGAGUUGGGGUUUUGCAACCUUAACAAAAGGCGGUUUGGUUCGAUCCUCAUCAAAUUUAAAUUGAUCAGAACUAGACAGUCAUUAAAAGCAAUUGAAUCAAAUGUCGAUUUCACUGACAAAUUGGAAAAAUGUACAAAUUUUAUUUAUUAAAAAACAUCAAUUCAAAUUUAUAUCCUAAUGGUGCACAACUGAGCGAUUUUCUAGAUUAAGAUCAAUGAAACCUUAAAUUCAUAUUUAAAAAUGCAACAACUUUAAUGAAACUUCAAGAAAAUGUAAAACGUAGCUCUUAGUAUCCAACAGAAUUCCACGAAGGCGACUAUCUCAAUAUUAAAAUUGUUGCUAAUAUGAAAGUUUCAUGGAAAAAAAUUCAGGUGGAAUGAUAAUCGCUCAGAAAAUGACUGAACAAAGCUUCUGAUCUGAAUUUGAUUUCAAGGCAAUAAUCCUAAGUAACAGGAUCGGAUUGGAUAAGAAGUCCAAUUCUCAAAUCAAUUUCUACAAGAAAUGGAUGAAAAACUGUCAAUAAAAACCUCUAAAUCCCAAUAAAAUUUUUCUUUUAGUGAUUGAAUUUUAUUUGAAAUUAAGUUCUAAUAAGGAUUUAAGUUUGUUAUUUUUUAACGCAAAAGAAACAAGAAGAAAAUGAAGGAUGAAAAAAGAAAUCUUUGUGUGAUGAAAAAUUUUUGUGUAAUUUUUAAUAAUUUUUAAUACAAAAUGAAAGAAACAAAAAAAAGGAAAUCACAUUGAAAAUGAUUUUACAAAAAUACCUAAAAAUGUUGAAAAUAGAAACGAAAAUAAAAAAAUUUAUGAAUUUGCAGAGAGUUUCCCCAAAAUACCACUCAUGCUCAUAAUAAUAUUUAUAAAUUAUAAAAAAAAUGAAUUCUUUCUUCGCUAUAGCGUAUCAUGAUAAAUAAUGAAGUAAUAAUAAUGAUAAAUAAAGGAUAAAAGAAAUAAUCAAUGAGGUAAAAAAAAAUCAUGUUCUUACAAUUGUAAUGUCUAUAAUAUAAUAAUAAUAAUGAUAUCUUAAUAAUAAUUAAAAUCAAUAAAAUUGGAU